AUGCACGGAGUUCACUCAGUCGCUACUCGAGCUAGCCUGUCGCUGUUGAAGCUCUCAUCUCUGCUACUGCCUUUUGUUGCCGCACAGGAUUCUGUCAGCUAUGACUUCGACAGCUAUGGAGCUUCAGACCCAAGCGGCACGCCGUACCAAACGUACAUGUCGAAUGCGGAGGUGAAGCCACCGCAGAUGCAGAUCAAUCGGAAUGGGACGGCGUUGCAGAGCGGGUAUGUGUUUCUAGGGAUCAAUGGUCUGCCUACGAGUGGGCAGAAUUGGCCAGCGAUAUUUGAAUUCUCGGAUGAUCGCAUGGGGUCGCUCGUGUGGACAGGGAACUACAGCGAGCCCUUCGAUUUCAAGACACAAACCUACAAGGGCGAACCUGUACUUACACUCUGGUCUGGAGAGCUGCUGAACGGCUACGGACGAGGUUCGUAUCAUAUCCUCAACCAAAGCUAUGACGAGAUUGCGCACUUUCAGGUCAACCACUUCGGUGAAGAAAUGGGCGAUAUUCAUGAGUUUGACAUCACUGCCGACGAUACAGCGCUCGUCUUGAUCUACCAUGGUAUUCCAUGGGAUUUGACCGCAUCAGGAGGUAUUGAGAAUGGUUGGCUGUUUGAGAAUACGUUCCAGGAGAUCAAUAUCGAGACUGGCGAGCUUGUCUUCGAGUGGAAUGCGAGCACUCAUGUUGGAAUCAACGAGUCGUACAACUCGCUACCAUCAGAUGUUGGCCAGUCCGAACAAGCGCCGUGGGACUAUUUCCAUAUCAACUCCGUCGAGAAGGAUAGCAAUGGCGACUACUUAGUUUCAGCGCGUGUUAUGGACUGCAUCUAUAAGAUAUCUGGCCAGGACGGAAGCAUCAUCUGGCGGCUUCAGGGUAAGCAAUCAGACUUUGACGUCGACCCAGCUGCCAACUUUGCUUUCCAACACGAUGCUCGCUGGCUGAACGACGACCAAACUCGCAUGACUAUUUUCGACAAUGGACCCACCGAGACCAUUAGCUACUCGCGAGGCCUUUUACUCGAUGUCAAUCAGGACGAGAAGACUGUCAAACUCAUCACUGAAUUCACCAAUCAAGGCAAGACCUUUGCAACAUUCGAAGGCAGCUUGCAAGCCAUCGACCCUUCCAAUGAAACCACAAACUUCAUGCUUGGGUUUGGCAGCCAGCCUUUCUUCACCGAGUUGGAUCAUCAAGGCAAUAUCCUCCUCGAUGUACAGUUCGGCAAGAGCAACGUGGUAAACGCAUAUCGUGCGUACCGCCAACAAUGGGAAGGCAAGCCAUCGACCAAGCCAGAUGUGCACUGGGAUCAAGACGGAAAUACGGCAUUCUUCUCUUGGAACGGUGCCACCGAGGUUGAGAGCUGGGUUGUAUGCACGGCCAAUGCUAGCGAUUCACGCACCUGGACCAACGUCACUAUUGCAAGAAGGACAGGAUUCGAAACAACGAUUGAUCUGUCAGAUGCGCAGCUGAAGGGCUUUGUGCGUGGAAAAGCUGUGAGCAGUGAUGGCACUGCGUUGGGAUGGACGAUGGCGAGCGAUGGGAAUGAGUUGUACAAUGCGCCAGACGGUGUUGACGAGAUUGGAUCGGCAACGCCGUCAAGCACAGAAGCUGCUCCCUCGAGUACUUCGAGCGGUGCUGCGGCAAGAGCGACACAUGGGGUUAUGGAGCAGGUGUAUGUCGCCGCUGUUGUGGUGGUGGGCGGGUUGGCGCUUGCUUAG
Alternaria atra is the source of this 1713-nucleotide messenger RNA. RefSeq lists its product as uncharacterized. Lineage: Eukaryota; Fungi; Ascomycota; Dothideomycetes; Pleosporales; Pleosporaceae. The coding region runs from base 1 to 1713 and encodes 570 amino acids. The record is from RefSeq and is a predicted model, not a curated record. The transcript is spliced from 3 exons.